UACGCAGCCGCCCGGUGGCUGCUGAUAAACACAUUUUGUCGGAAGCGUGGAGGACCAAGCGUGAUAUUUCACAAGAAAUGUUCAUGUUUUAACAGUAAGCUCGUUUUCAGGAUUAUAUUUUUCCACACUCUCCGCGAUCAGACAUUCGUGCUACUUUUAAACGAGGACGGUAGUUUUGGCAUAACUGCUCAACCUCUAACUACAACAGCAAGGUCGUCCCAUGUCUCGACAGAUCGGGCGUAUCUGAAGCAUAUCUCCUCACCAUAGGAUGCGCUAUGUGUCGAGCGGCUCGCUGUCUCUCGGGUCUCUGGGUCUGCUCCGUCUCUUCGGGGCGUCCUGGUCCUGGAGCCUCGCUGCGGGUCUGGGGGUUUAUUUUGGGACUGGAGGGUGGAAGUUCUUAUAUGUUGCCAUUCGCACGGCUAAAAGGGACAUCAACGGUCUGAAUGUGCUCUUGAGGGUUAAAAUUGCACUAUGGCGUCACAUUCGCAACGGAGACACCAUACCCUCCAUCUUUGCAAAAACUGUGGCUAAGCACCCGGACAAACCAGCGUUCGUGUAUGAAGCCACCGGUGAAGCAUGGACCUUCGCCCAGUUAGACCAGAUCUCCAAUGCUGUGGCCCACUGGGCGCUGAGCCAGGGCUGGACCUCAGGGGAUGUGGUGGCGCUUUUCAUGGAAAGCCGGCCGCUCCAGGUGGCACUCUGGCUCGGUCUGGCCAAAGUGGGCGUGGAGGCUGCGCUGAUCAACUUCAACCUCCGGCGGGAUUCGCUGUUGCACUGUAUGGGCGUGUCUGCAUCUCGAGCGCUGGUGUUUGGAGCAGAGCUGGCAGACGCUUUGUAUGAAGUGAGCCCCUCUUUGAGUGAGAACAUGGUCCGGUUCUGCACGGGCGAUCUGAGACCAGACCAGUUAGCAGCUCUGAAGUCUCAACCUCUCGACUCCAUUCUGGCUUCUGCUCCCCGACACCCACCGCUCUGCACCCCGACCAAGGGCAUCAAUGAUCGUUUGUUCUACAUCUACACAUCCGGCACCACAGGACUCCCUAAAGCUGCUAUAGUGGUGCACAGUCGCUAUUUCAGGAUUGCUGCUUUUGGGUACCAUUCUUUUCGGAUGCGCCCAGAUGACAUUAUCUAUGACUGUUUACCCCUUUACCAUUCAGCAGGUAAUAUCAUGGGGGUGGGCCAGUGUUUAAUUCAUGGUUUAACUGUGGUGGUCAAGAAGAAGUUUUCUGCAAGUCGCUUUUGGGAAGACUGCAUUAAACACAACUGUACUGUUGUGCAGUAUAUAGGGGAGAUCUGCCGAUAUUUGCUGUCUCAGCCCGUGCGCCCAUCAGAGCGUCAGCACCGGGUUCGAUUAGCUGUAGGGAAUGGAUUACGGCCCAGCGUGUGGGAGGCUUUCAUGGAGCGUUUUGGAGUAAAAGAGAUUGGAGAGUUCUAUGGAGCAACAGAGUGUAACUGUAGCAUUGCCAAUAUGGAUGGCAAGGUUGGAGCUUGUGGGUUUAACAGUCGCAUUCUGCCAAACGUGUACCCCAUCCGGUUGGUAAAAGUGAAUGAGGAGACCAUGGAACUGGUACGAGACAAGCAUGGAUUGUGUUUGCCUUGUCAACCUGGAGAGCCUGGGCUGCUGGUGGGGAGGAUAAACCAGCAGGAUCCUCUGCGACGCUUCGACGGCUAUGCCAAUCAGGAUGCCACCAGGAAGAAGAUUGCCCACAACGUGUUCAAGAAAAACGACUCUGCAUAUCUGUCAGGUGACGUUUUGGUGAUGGAUGAACUUGGAUACAUGUAUUUCCGGGACCGCAGCGGUGAUACUUUCCGUUGGAAGGGCGAGAACGUCUCAACUACUGAGGUGGAGGGAACGUUGAGCAGUCUGUUGAGACAGACUGAUGUGGCAGUGUUUGGAGUAACAGUACAAGGUGUGGAGGGGAAGGCUGGAAUGGCUGCCAUCGCUGAUUCAACCGGAAGCUUUAACUGUGAAUCUUUCCUGAAGGAGGUUCAGCAAGCUCUGCCUCCAUAUGCACGGCCGGUGUUUCUGCGUAUCUCACCAUGUGUUGAUACCACAGGAACGUUUAAAAUUCAGAAGACCAGAUUGCAGAGGGAAGGGUACGACCCACGGCUCACAAAUGACCAGAUCUACUUUUUCAACUCCAGAGCAGUCCGAUACGAGCUCAUGACCGAAGAGAUGUAUAAUACUUUCGAAGAAGGCCGGAUAUCUCUUUGAGAUGAAGAAAGUAGUCCAAACCCACCAUCUGGGACGUAAUGCAAGCGGAACCGAUAGAUUUGUCCAGCUAGUAUUAGACACAUUUUUUAAUAAUAGUUUGCAUUUGAGAGGUUUUAGUAUUAGAAAGAACAAGCUGUGCCUUGCAAAUGAGGAACUGAUAUGCAAUAGAUGAAAGAAUAAGAGUGAGUUAUUACUUAAUCCAUUAUUCUGAUCAGAUGGUUGUGUACAACCGGUUUUACUAAAGGCAUUACUGUCGAAAGACCAGAUUAAAAAUGAGGUCUAGCUUUCUAUUUGACAUUAGACUUAUACCACUAGACCAGUGGUUCUCAAACCGGGGUCCCCAAAAUGGAUUGGGGGGGGCACAGAUUUUGUGUCAUUUUAUAAGACAGAGAAUUUUUUUCAUAGAUUUUAUGCAAUCAAACAUCAGAAAAAUAAGACAACCAACCAAAAGAAUUGAUGUUCCAGCAUUGUAUAACUGAAUAUGUUUUUGGUUUAAUUAAAAUUCUAAGUUUAAGAUUAUGGCCCGGUUUCACAGACAAGGCUUAAAGCUAGUCCCAGACUAAAAUGAAUGUGCGACAUGUCUUAACUGAAUAUAACUUGGUCAGAAAUAUCUUAAACUAUAUCAGUGCCAUUGUGUUGUCUCGAGAUGCACACCAGUAAUGUAUUCUUAUAAGGCAUUUUUAUAAAAUGCGACAAAUAUCUUAAUUCAACUAAUGCAUAGUCCUGGCUUAAGCUAAGCGGUGUCUGUGAAACCGGGCCUACAAGUCUUUAUUUGGGGGGCCACAAAGCGAUGCACUCCACACAAAAGGGGCCUUACAAUGAAAAUGUUUGAGAACCAUUGCACUUGACGACUGAAAUAUGAUAAUGUGUGAAUGUUAACCGAUUUGAGACUUUUAUUACACAAACUUUUGUUAAAAUGCCUAGCUGUUGCGUUUAAUCCCCAAUGUGACUUUAUUUUAGAAUAAUAAAAGAUACUGAGUAUCUACAAAUAGCCACAAACAAAGUGCCUUAGAUUUGACCUCCCUAAGCUUCACCCAUAAGUGAUAAUGGAGAGUUUUUCCAGUGCCAUGAUACUGAUAUGAUGCAGAUAAGCAUUGAGUAAUCGUAUUAAUCCUCUGAAGACUUCUGAAUGAAUAAUGUAAUGAAUAAAUGUUCUUACUGCAA
Triplophysa rosa is the source of this 3376-nucleotide messenger RNA. It is a transcript of the gene slc27a1a, whose product is annotated as solute carrier family 27 member 1a. Bases 269 to 2212 code for a protein of 647 amino acids. Lineage: Eukaryota; Metazoa; Chordata; Actinopteri; Cypriniformes; Nemacheilidae. Gene Ontology annotation, cellular component: plasma membrane; mitochondrial inner membrane. Gene Ontology annotation, molecular function: fatty acid transmembrane transporter activity; long-chain fatty acid transmembrane transporter activity; long-chain fatty acid-CoA ligase activity. The record is from RefSeq and is a predicted model, not a curated record. The transcript is spliced from 13 exons. Gene Ontology annotation, biological process: phosphatidylethanolamine biosynthetic process; negative regulation of phospholipid biosynthetic process; response to cold.